Molecule: messenger RNA, 522 nt
Organism: Salvia splendens (bonfire salvia)
Lineage: Eukaryota; Viridiplantae; Streptophyta; Magnoliopsida; Lamiales; Lamiaceae
Exons: 2
Coding region: 1-522 (173 amino acids)
Source: RefSeq, a predicted model, not a curated record
AUGCUUGAGAAGUUAGCUAGGAAGGAGUACUUCAGCUUCCUCGAUGGGUACAAUGGCUAUUUCCAGAUCGCGGUGAAUCCCGAGGACCAAGAGAAGACCACUUUCACAUGCCCUUUCGACACCUACGCCUACAGAAGGAUGCCGUUUGGCCUCUGCAAUGCCCCAGGAAUUGUCCUAGGCCAUGUAGUGUCAAGCAGAGGAAUAGAAGUUGAUCAAGCCAAAGUGGCAGUUAUAGCAAAGCUCUCGUACCCGAAAAAUCAAAAGGAGAUACGGACCUUCUUGGGUCAUGAUGGCUUUUACAGACGAUUUAUCAAGGAUUUUGCGAAGAUAGCACAACCCAUGACGAGCCUACUCCAGAAUGAUGUGGAGUUCGAGUUUUCCGAUGAUUGCAAAGCCGCUUUCCAGCUAUUGAAGGACAAACUGAUCAGUUCUCCGAUUAUUCGUGCCCCCGAAUGGAGUCACCCCUUCGAGGUGAUGUGGGAUGCAAGUGAUUAUGCAGUAGGGGCGGUCCUCCAUCCAUAA